AUGAUAACAACAACAUCUAUAUCAUCAGUUAUAUUAACAAUACUUAAACCAUUUAUAUUUAUAUAUCAAUUUAUUUAUCGAAUUUAUUGGUCAGGAUUAAAUCAACGUAAUAUAUUUCAAUUAAUUUUCAAUUUUUUAAUUAAUUUUAGUCCAAUUUUCAUUUGGUUAUUAAUAUUUAAAAAUGCUGGAUUAAUUCCUCAUAAAUUACGUCCUAAAAUUCAUGUUAAAUUAGCUUAUCAUUUAGAUCAUUAUAUUUUUGAAACUUUAAUUGGAGGAAUUAUUAAUAUUUUUGGAUUAGCAAGUCUGAGUUGGUUAUUAUAUCGAUUUAUUUAUAAACUGAAACCACACAACAAUAACAGUAACAGAAACCAUUACCAAAAUGAAAUAAAUUUAGAAAAUUAUCCUCCUAAUAAUGCUAAUGAUAUUUAUUCAUUAUAUAAAAUACCACAAAAUUAUGAAAUGAAUAUUGCUAUUGAUAAUGAUAAUAAUAUCAGUAGUAAUAGUAGCAAUAAUAGUAGUGAUAUUGAAUUAGAAUCAUUUCCUAAAGAAUUAUUAAAACCUAAUUAUAAUCAAUUACCACCAAUAAAUUUCCAAGAUCAAGACUUAGACCCAAACUCAAACUCAAACUCAAACCUUCAACUAGAUACUAAUAAUAAUAAUAAUACUAUUAAUGAAGUUAAUCCAAUGAAUAAUAGAUUUGCUCCUAUGGUAUUUAUCCCACAAUUAACUCUGAUUGAAAUUGAUCAAAUGACUCAAUCAAUUAAUAAUAAAAUUCUUAAUCAUAUUCAUCAAUCAAAAAAUAUUAAUAUUAAUAAUAAUAAUAAUAAUAAUAAUAAUAAUAAAUUAAAUUUGAAUUAUUCACCUAUUAAUUCAUGGGAUUUUUGUCCAUCAUUAUUAUUAUCUAUUAGUUGGUUUUUAUUAAAUUUUGUUUAUUAUUUACAUGAACCAAUAAAAUUAUGGAAAGAUUAUUUAGCAUGGACAAGUUAUGUAUUAUGUCAUAUUACUAUACCUAUAAUUACUAGUAUUUGGUUAUAUAUUUUCCAUGCCCCAGGUUCAAUUAAAUCUUAUAGUUUUGCUCUUGGAUUUCAAAAUAUUUGUGGAGUUUUAACUCAUUUAAUUUUUCCAAAUGCUCCUCCUUGGUUUAUUCAUAUGAAUGGUGAAAAUGCCAUGGCAAAUUAUGAUAUACCUGGUUAUGCAGCAGGAUUAAUUCGAGUUGAUAUAGCUUUAGGUACUCAUUUAACUUCAAAUGGGUUUCAUGCUUCUCCAAUUGUAUUUGGUGCUUUACCUUCAUUACAUUCAGCAAUGGCAGUAAUGACAUUUUUUUUCAUUGGAUAUUAUAGUCGUUGGGUUAUAAUUAAAUUUUUGGCAUUUAUAUAUGUUAUAAUUCAAUGGUGGGCCACUAUUUAUUUAGAUCAUCAUUGGAGAUUAGAUUUAUUAAUUGGAUUAAUUUAUUCUAUUAUUUGGUUUACAUUAAUUUAUAAAUUUUUUAUUAAAUAUCAACAAAAAAAAUUUAUAAUGGCUAGAUUAAAUUAUCAAUUUAAUAAUGAUGGUAGUACAAUGGGAAUGAGAGUUUUCAAAAAUACUAAAAUUCAAUGGUUUUUCGAUCCUUUUAGUUAA
Molecule: messenger RNA, 1617 nt
Organism: Candida dubliniensis CD36
Lineage: Eukaryota; Fungi; Ascomycota; Pichiomycetes; Serinales; Debaryomycetaceae
Gene: IPT1
Product: inositolphosphotransferase
Exons: 1
Coding region: 1-1617 (538 amino acids)
Biological process (GO): sphingolipid biosynthetic process; inositol phosphoceramide metabolic process
Cellular component (GO): inositol phosphoceramide synthase complex
Molecular function (GO): inositol phosphoceramide synthase activity
Source: RefSeq, a predicted model, not a curated record